Striga asiatica is the source of this 972-nucleotide messenger RNA. The record is from the annotation of a GenBank genome assembly. Lineage: Eukaryota; Viridiplantae; Streptophyta; Magnoliopsida; Lamiales; Orobanchaceae.
CUUUAAAAAAAAAAUACACUAGAAAAAGAUUAAUAAUUAUUACUAAUUUACUACUAUUAAUUUUCCAUUUUUUUCUUUUGUUUUUCUCAGCCACCCCAAAUUUUUCGAACCAUAUGUACUGCUAGUCCCUGCGCGCGCCUCAUAUAUGAUUGCUUUAUUACAAAACCCAAAAGAUAAGGAAAAAAUUAGAGAAAAAAUGUACAACGGCCAAAAGGACGAGCGCAAGCCCGGCGGCGGUCCGCCGCUCGCGAGCCCGCGAAUCUCCUUCUCCAACGACUUCAUCGAGGCCGGAGCCUCUCACCACGGCCAGAUCAGGGGCGGCGCGUACAGGGACGCGCCGGUCUCCGACUUCGAGUUCUCCGUUGGCGGCUACUCCAUGAUGAGCGCCGACGAGCUCUUCUUCAAGGGGAGGCUGCUUCCGCUCAAGGAGAACUGCGCCGCCACCGGGAGGGCGGCGGCGGCGGCGACGACCCUGAGGGACGAGCUCGAGAACGGAGACGACGGUGACGGCCGCGGCGGCGGCGGCGAGGGGUUUUCGCUGAGGCCGCCGAAGAAUCCGGCGAGGUGGAGGGGAUUUUUGGGGCUCCGAAAGUCACACAACGGGUCGAAGAAGGCCGACAAGGGCGGCGAAAAUAAGACCGCCGGCUGUAAUAAUAACGUCAGCCACGACGAGGAUGACGAAUUCGUGGAUUGACUAAAUGGAGGGCUUUAAAGAUAUUAUUUAUUUGCCGUUUAGAGGGCUUGGCAAAUUUUGGCGGAGAAAAUUGGAAAUUGGGAUAGUUAUCUGGGUUUUGUUUCUAUUUGAGGUUGGGUGUUAUGAAUUUGUGUGGUAAGCUAAUUGUACGAGGGAGUGGAAAUUUUUAAUUUGCUCUCAUUUCUUUUUCUAUUUCGUUUGCUUUUCAGUUUUAUUGUAGUGUGUUUGAGUUUUCAUCCUCCAAUUCUGGUAUAAGUUAUUCGUUGAUUAAUUGUUGG